GUAGAGAGUUUCAAGGAAACUACUAAGAAACUUAUAAGAACUGAAACCAAGGCUGCAAAUUAUGAAAAAGAAAAGUAUAAAAAAUCGCAAAAGGUUAUUCGACAACAAAAAGCUGUUGAAACCUUGAAGGAGAAGAUUAAACUCGAACACGCUCAAUAUAAUGAGGAAAAACGAGACCGACAUAAAAAAAUAAUGUAUAAGACCAAAGAAAUAGAGGUUUUAGGAAAGCAAGCUGAUACCCUAAAAGUCGAGAUACUUGCCGCAGGAAGUGCUAUAAAUGAUCAGCAAGAAAUCCAUUCCUACAUUCAAAAACAAAUCGCAACAUUGAUGGAUCCGUACAAGUGAUAUAUACAUAUGGAUGUUUCCACCAAAAUAAGGCAAAACGGUGGAGAGAACUAAAAAAAUAAAAAAAUAAAGUUAAUUGUAUAUGUAUUAUUAGUAAAAAUAUUGUAUGAGGGAGAAUAUGACACGCCCGUUAUCACAAUUUACUUCAAAAUAAAACCAACAACGAAUUCCUUUUGAUUAAAUAUUAGUUGUAAUGGUC
Rhagoletis pomonella (apple maggot) is the source of this 544-nucleotide messenger RNA. RefSeq lists its product as uncharacterized. The record is from RefSeq and is a predicted model, not a curated record. Lineage: Eukaryota; Metazoa; Arthropoda; Insecta; Diptera; Tephritidae.